AGGUAAAAACUUAAGAAACAAAAACUACAAUGGAGUUUUUAUUUGGAAAGAAGAAGACUCCUGCGCAACGGUUGCGAGAAACCAAACGUAUGUUGGAUCGUGCCGCUCGUGAUUUGGAUCGGGAACGAGUCAAAAUGGAAGCUCAAGAAAAAAAGGUUAUUCAGGAUAUAAAGAAGAUGGCCAAGGAAGGACAGAUGGAUGCUGUGAAAAUUAUGGCCAAAGAUUUGGUCCGGACAAGGCAGUAUGUUAAGAAGUUUAUUCUGAUGAAAACCAACAUUCAAGCUGUAGGUUUGAAGGUAUCUACCCUUAAAAGUCAGGAUGCUAUGAUGCAAGCAAUGAAAGGUGUUACUAAGGCCAUGCGUGCAAUGAAUAAACAAAUGAAACUGCCACAAAUACAAAAGAUUAUGAUGGACUUUGAGAGACAAUCUGAGGAGCUUGACAUGAAGACUGAGAUGAUGGAAGAAGCUAUUGAUGAUGUGAUGGAAGGGGAUGAAGAAGAGGAAAGUGAUGCUAUUGUCAAACAAGUCUAUGAUGAACUUGGCUUACAGUUUGCUGAUGAGCUUGGUGGGGUACCAAUAGAACAAGGCAGUCUUGUGGCUCCUAGUAAAGCCAAGGGGCCUCAAGCUGUUGCUGCAGGUGGAGUUGAUAGUGCUGAUGCAGAUUUAGAGGCCAGACUAAAUAAUCUCAGGAGAGACUAACUUUUUGUUUGUGAAAGACAGUUACUAUCGUAAAACCUGCUUUAAGCUUUUUAUCAGCAUUUUCUCACUGCACUUGUUUUAUUCUGUUAUAAAUAUGGCACAGAACUAUGGAUAAAUUUUGGAAAAUCAAACGGCACAUUUUAAUGCCUUGGCAAAAAAACAAGUUACAUCUAAAAUCCAAAAACUGGCUGUAACAUUAAGUUUUGUAAGCUCUUCAAGGUAUUUUCAGUCUUUGAGCAAGCGUGCAUGCUAUCUUGUUAACUCUAUUCUAUGUGGGACAGUAGAGCUACCCAUGGUUAUUGCAUUGCAUUAACCCAAACCUACUUAAAGAUAUUUGUUGUUCAUAAAACUUUGUCUUUACUUUUUUCUCAAAAUGCCUUUUGUAGUGAAGUAAUACAAAUACGUUUUCAA
Ciona intestinalis (vase tunicate) is the source of this 1109-nucleotide messenger RNA. Its product is annotated as charged multivesicular body protein 2a-like. Gene Ontology annotation, biological process: vacuolar transport. Lineage: Eukaryota; Metazoa; Chordata; Ascidiacea; Phlebobranchia; Cionidae. The record is from RefSeq and is a predicted model, not a curated record.